Triticum dicoccoides is the source of this 1379-nucleotide messenger RNA. Its product is annotated as protein SRG1-like. The transcript is spliced from 4 exons. Lineage: Eukaryota; Viridiplantae; Streptophyta; Magnoliopsida; Poales; Poaceae. The coding region runs from base 12 to 1148 and encodes 378 amino acids. The record is from RefSeq and is a predicted model, not a curated record.
UUCGCAUAUCUAUGCCCAUAAAACUGCCAAAGCGAGACAAGGGAACUCAAGCAAAACAACAGUACCAAGCAACCAUGGCUUGUGAAGAACCAUCGAAGAUAGUCAACAUACCCUCGAUUGUGCAAGAGCUGGUGACUUGCGUACAGGAGCCACCAAGCCAGUAUGUGGUUCCUGAGCAAAACCGCCCCGACAUGGCCUGUUCCGAGAUGCCAGAUCCGAUCCCAAUCAUUGACCUCAGCCGUCUGCCUGCCCCUGGGAACAGCUCUGAUGAGGUUGCCAAGAUGCAGUCCGCCUUGGAGAACUGGGGCCUCUUCCUGGCUGUUGGACAUGGAAUAAAGCCAAGUUUUCUUGGUGAGGUGAUGAAAGUGACGAGAGAAUUUUACAAACUCCCACAAGAAGAGAAGCAGAAGUACUCAAACUUGGUUGAUGGCCAGGAGUUCCGUAUGGAAGGAUACGGGAACGACAUAGUCGUAUCAGAGAAGCAGACCCUGGACUGGAGUGACCGGCUGUACCUCGUAGUGGAACCAGAGUCCCGGAGAAUCUAUAGCAUGUGGCCCGCGCAUCCUCCUUCUUUCAGAGAUAUUCUGUGCGAGUACACAGUCAGGUGCAGGGAGAUUGCCAGCCUUGUCCUCAGGCACCUGGCCAAGAUGCUCAAUUUACAUGAGGACUACUUUGUCGAAAUGAUUGAAGAGGAUGCCGUCACAUAUGCGAGAUUCAACUACUACCCUCCCUGUCCCAAGCCGGACCAAGUCUUAGGCCUGAAGCCCCACACUGAUGCCACGGUGAUAACAGUUGUCUUCAUUGACGAUAACGUCAGUGGGCUCCAGGUGGAGAAAAAUGGCGUUUGGUACAAAGUUCCAAUAGUUCCGAAUGCAUUACUUGUGAACACAGGAGAUGCAAUGGAGAUACUUAGCAAUGGGUUCUUCAAGAGCCCGGUUCACAGGGCCGUGACCAAUGCAGAGCAAGAUCGGGUGUCGUUGGUUAUGUUCUACACGGCGGACCCAGAGAGCGAACUUGAGCCAGUGCCGGAGCUGGUGGAUAAGAAGAGGCCAGCGCAGUACAGGAAGAUAAAGACCAAGGAUUACCUAAGAAAACUCUUUGAAACUUUUGCGGAAGGGACACUAGUCAUCGACACAAUGAAGAUCUGAAUGUGAUUCUGAAGUGCAAAAGAUUGAUUCGGAGUGUGGUGAUUUUUUUUCCAACAAUCUGUCUUUUCUUGUAGAAUUGGUGUAUGUUUCAACUAUCUGAUCAGAAUGUGCUAUAUAUGGACACUUUUGUGUGAUUGUAUGCCUUUUGCAGGCCACAUCAUACCUCUUUUAGUUCAAGUUUUAUCCCCUUGAUCUACAUUACCUUGUACUGUAUCAGGUUUCUGCUUCAAA